CGUUGCCGUCAGUGAGGUUUCCGUGGCCGUCGUGUUAGCUGUGUCUGUGCGUGUCGUCGUUGUACUGCUUGAGCAGAUCAGGCUCAUAGUGCACAUACAAAUCGUAAGUGUAACAAAUAACAAGAAAUUACGCGAUGGCAUCCGUGAGCAAGGCGAUGACGUCAUCACGACGCCUGGUGCAGGCAGCGAGACUCGGCGUGCGUGGCGCGCAGACUGCGCCUCAGACAGCAGCGCCAGGUAUUUCGGCCCCGCUUGCACCCUCGCCCGCGACAGCCGCACUCAUCAAACAAGAGGAGAAGUUCGGGGCGCACAACUAUAAGCCGCUGCCUGUCGCAAUCAAGCGAGCGCAAGGCGUAUUCAUGUGGGACGUAGACAACAAGCGAUACUACGACUUCCUAAGCGCGUACUCAGCUGUGAACCAAGGCCACUGCCACCCCAGGAUCGUGAAGGCCCUCACGGAACAGGCCGCAACUCUGUGCCUCACAUCGCGGGCCUUCCACAACGAUGUUCUCGCGCACUACGAGAAAUUUGUCACCGAGUUACUGGGCUACGAUAAACUUCUGCCCAUGAAUACAGGUGUGGAGGCAUGCGAGACUUCAAUAAAGCUCGCCAGGAAAUGGGCUUACAAAGUCAAAGGUGUUCCUGAGAACCAAGCGAAGAUCAUCUUCGCUGAGAAUAAUUUCUGGGGGCGUUCUCUGGCCGCCGUGUCAGCCUCAACUGACCCCACGGCUUACCGUGACUACGGUCCCUUCUUGCCGGGCUUCAAGACCAUCCCUUAUGAUGACUUGCCGGCUCUCGAGGCUGAGUUGAAAGAUCCGAACGUGGCGGCCUUCAUGGUCGAGCCGAUACAAGGGGAGGCGGGUGUGGUGGUGCCUUCAGACGGCUACUUGGCGGGCGUGCGCAGUCUGUGCACUAAGUACAACGCACUCUUUAUUGCUGAUGAAGUGCAGUCUGGCCUGGGACGCGCCGGCGCCCGACUCUGCGUGGACAAUUCUAAGGUGCGACCAGACUUGGUGACGCUGGGGAAGGCGCUGUCAGGGGGUGUGUACCCAGUCUCUGCCGUCGUGGGGGAUGAUGAGGUUAUGACGACCAUCAGACCUGGGGAACACGGCUCUACUUAUGGCGGCAACCCCAUUGCCUGCAAGGUGGGCAUCGAAGCACUGAGAGUACUGGAGGAAGAAAAGCUUGCUGAAAAUGCUGUCAGGACCGGAGCGCUGUUGAGGGACGAACUCAAGAAACUGUCGCCUGAAGUGAUCAAAAUUGUUAGAGGAGUUGGGCAGUUUAACGCCAUAGUUAUCGACGCAAAAUACGAUGCGAUGGAUGUUUGCCUGCGCCUGCGAGACCGCGGGCUGCUCGCUAAGCCGACGCACGGCGACAAGAUAAGGUUCACGCCCCCGCUGGUCAUCUCGGAGGAACAGAUCAUGGACUGCGUGGGCAUCAUCAAGUCCGUGGUGGAGGACCUCCUUAGGGUCAAAUAAUCAUGCAGGAUUAGGUUGAUGAUUGGUAAAUUCAUUGCAAGAUUAAUCAGGAAAUGCUAGAGAUAGUUCGUGAAAUUAUCGUAAAGAUUGAUAUUCGGUUCAUUCUGCUUAUCACUGUAUGAGUUAUCAGGAAAAGCUAGGGAUAGUUCGUGAAAUUAUCGUAAAGAUUGAUAUUCGGUUCGUUCUGCUCAACACUACAUAAAAUGCGUGGGAUAGUUCGUGAAAUAAUUACGAAGAUUUAAUUUCGAGAAAUUAGUGAGACUUGACCUGAGAAGCGACGAUCUUUUUACCCUUAUGUGGGUCAUCCUGACCCAGUUUUAGCCGGCAUAACGGCGUAUCAUUGCUCCGUCUGUUCCGUGCUUGUGUUAGGCAGUAAGUUACUAUUUGGAAAAUAUUACCCAUGCAUUUCUUCUGAGCUUGAUAUUAUAUUCUUUCUCAUCUCACAUUCGUUAUUACAGUGAUUCUAAUGAAAGUCUCGAUGGGCAUCGAAUAUGCCAUGAUAAUUUUAAAAUAUAAUUAAUAUUCUAAGGCAAACUUUUAUGCACGAACCUAAAACCAUUCAAGCAACAAAUGUUUUAAGAAUCAUUCCUGAACUUUGUAAAUUUAACUCUUGUUCGCUUCCCUGCAAUCCGCUUAUUACUAUUUAAUUUAUGAAUCGGUUUACUUAUAAAGUAUCUUUUAUGUGCUUAUUUUACAGAUGGUUCAGAAAUGUCA
Hyalella azteca is the source of this 2192-nucleotide messenger RNA. It is a transcript of the gene Oat, whose product is annotated as ornithine aminotransferase, mitochondrial. The transcript is spliced from 10 exons. Lineage: Eukaryota; Metazoa; Arthropoda; Malacostraca; Amphipoda; Hyalellidae. Gene Ontology annotation, cellular component: cytoplasm. Gene Ontology annotation, molecular function: L-ornithine transaminase activity; pyridoxal phosphate binding; identical protein binding. The coding region runs from base 135 to 1478 and encodes 447 amino acids. The record is from RefSeq and is a predicted model, not a curated record.